This is a messenger RNA of Electrophorus electricus (electric eel), 3159 nucleotides long. The record is from RefSeq and is a predicted model, not a curated record. NCBI's taxonomy places the organism in Eukaryota, Metazoa, Chordata, Actinopteri, Gymnotiformes, Gymnotidae.
UUCUUCUUCCGCAUCGGACGGCCUUAAACUACUUCAAUUUCUGCUCUAUUUACAUAGCUCGAUAAACUGUACUUUAUUUUGUUUGGGUAGACACCCACUGAAUCGUAAUACUGCCCCUUUAAGUCAGGAGCCGUGGCACCAGGGCUACUAGGUUAGCUAUCUGUCCCGGAGGAUAUGGCGGAGUGUACGAAAUCCCUCUCGGGGCUGUCUUUCUCAGAUGAAAUGACCUCUCUCGCUCGGGCACUUUCGUCAACCACAUUAAAUCAGCUGGAACAGGCCGAGGCUAUUCAGUCACAGCCGUCUGUCUGUCGGAUGGGGCAGGGUUGGAGGAGGAGAAGGGUCUCCAGCAGCCAGAGUGUUGACUCGGUGGAUGCCAUCGCUGAGGCGAGGGUCCUGGUCAUAAAUACCGGUGGAACCAUCGGGAUGAUGUACCACGAUAACGUACUGUGUCCGGAGCCCAACGCCCUGGUUAAAGUGCUGCGGAAACUCCCAAUCCUUCACGAUGAGCAGUAUGCACAGCAGACCAAGCUCUACGAGUACUACGAACCUGCGUAUAACACACUGGUGCUGCCGAUGCCCACACACCAUGCCGAUGAGCUGUUUCAAGGGCUAUCCAAACAGGACAAAAGGAUAGUGUAUACUCUGUUGGAGUAUGCCCCUCUGCUGGAUUCCUGCAACAUGACAACGGAUGACUGGGCCAGAAUAGGCAAAGACAUUGAGAAACACUAUGAGAAAUAUGAUGGCUUUGUCAUCCUGCAUGGCACAGACACCAUGGCCUACACAGCCUCAGCCCUGUCCUUCAUGUGUGAGCACCUCGGCAAGCCAGUCAUCCUCACUGGAUCUCAGGUACCUAUCUUUGAAAUGAGGAAUGAUGGGCGGGACAACCUGCUGGGGGCGCUGUUGAUCGCAGGGCAAUUUGUCAUUCCUGAGGUGUGCCUCUACUUCCAUCAUAAGCUGUACAGAGGCAACCGCGUCACCAAGGUGGAUGCUGGGAGUUUUAAUGCGUUCAGCUCCCCCAACCUGGCUCCUUUAGCCAAUGCUGAAGUGGACAUCAAAAUAAACUGGGACACAGUGUGGAGGGCAAACACGACAGCAAAGUUCCAGGUGAACACACAGAUGAACCGCAACGUGGGCCUGCUCCGCCUCUUCCCAGGGAUCACCGCAGACACAGUGCGGGCCUUCUUGCAGCCCCCCAUGGAGGGCAUUGUGCUGGAGACCUACGGCAGCGGUAACGCCCCGGACAAUCGCACAGACCUGCUGGAGGAGAUCCGCAGUGCCACCAAGCGAGGCCUCAUCAUGGUCAACUGCACCCAGUGCCUCAGAGGCUCUGUCACUACCUCAUAUGCCACAGGAAAGGCUCUGAGUGAUGCUGGACUGGUAGCCGGGUGCGACAUGACUCCUGAAGCUGCCCUGUCUAAACUCUCCUACGUGCUGGCUAGGAAAGACCUUAGCACACUUGAAAAGAAGAAGCUGUUGAGCAGGAACCUGCGCGGUGAGAUGGUUGCUGACCUCAGUGGGGCCAAGCUCACCCUCAGCAACAGCCGCUUCAUCCAGGUCAUUGCCAAGUCCCUCAGCAUCAGCUGCAAAGAGGAGCUGGAGGCUAUCCGUGACACCCUGACCCCCACGCUGGCCUGUGCUGCUGCUAAGAUUGGCGAUAUUGAGGCACUGGAGGCCAUCCGGGAGAUGGGCAGUAAUCUGAGCACGGCGGACUAUGACAAACGAACUCCACUUCACGUUGCUGCCUGUGAGGGACAUCUGAAAACUGUGCAAUACCUGCUGGGCCAAGGAGCUACUGUAUAUGCCAAAGAUCGCUAUGGAGACACACCCCUUCAAAAUGCUGUUCGUUUCAGACAUAAAGAUGUGGUGGAGCUUCUGCGGAAGACUGGAGCCCAUUUCUCUCGGGAGGAACUGGAGGGUGUUGGAACCGAACUGUGCAGUCUAGCAGCAAACUGUGACCUGGAGGGACUGGAGAUUUGGUAUCUAGCUGGGGCUGAUCUAACCACCUCAAGUUUCAAUGGGCAGAUGCCUAUAGAAGUGGCCAUGCAGGCAGGCCAUGAUGAGAUGGUGCAGUUUCUACAAAAGGCUGCUCAAUGCCAAGCUCAGACAGUUCUUGAUGAAAGCGAAGAGGUACAUUUCAGUUUGUGUCUGAUAUUACUGCUGGUGCUCAUUUAGAGCCACAGUCAGGGAUUUGCAGAAUUGGUCAAUGAUAUCAAAAUAUCCUUCCAUGCUUCAUGUGGCAAAUAAAUUAAUUUAAUCUGAAGAAAAGCUAGGAUAGUUUAUACUACUUACAAAGAUUAAAAUGAAAUCUAUAGUUUCUUGUAUAUUUAUCUCAGCCUGAAGGGGAGUCAUGUUGUUAAUGUCUUUGUUGAAUGUUGUGUCUUGCUUUAGUUGUGUGACUUUUUGCUUUACUGGGCUAGAACUCCCUGACUGGGUCUGUAACAUGAGCAGUGUGAAUGGUUCUGUAUUGGCUUUGUCCUCCUGGUGUGGUUCAAUUAUAUGUAAAGUCUUCCUGUGAUGUAGUUAAUAUUCUACCAGUUUUAUGAAAUGUGUCCUGAAGACAGGCAGAGAAAACGCCAUUGAUUUUGAUACCCGUGAGAAUGCUAAAAGUUUGCGAAGUUUAAUAAACUUUCUUUUAUGCUUGAUACAACUAGUUCAUUAAAGCUUAAUAAAAUUUCCAAUAGAUAAUGUUGUAAAGCAUCUUUAAUAGAAUUUCUUUGUCCAAACCUGAACAAACUAGGAGUGUCAAUGGUGAAGAAAAAUGCCAUCCAUGGUGUAAAAGGAGGGGAGCUUGUGAGGAACUUAGAUGGAGGACCUUAUUCUUCUCCGAGUGACACUGGGUAGUGGAAUCUUAAUAGGAAGUGUACCAAUGCAGGAAGAACCAGAAGCCCUCAUACAGGAGAGUCAAGAAGAAGAGUUGAGCCAGCGAUGUUAAAAGCCUGUGACAACUGAAUGUUGGCUAUAAAACAUCAUAAUCGAGAAGCUCAGUGUGAGCGUAAAGCAGUUUUAGAACAUCCAAAACCAGGUUGAGAACAUGUAUGGGUGAAUAGUUGUGAAUGUGAAUGUGAUUUAAUUGAGUCAUCAUUUGCAUUUAUCUGAUACUUUUAUCCAAAGCAACUUACAAUUAUGAUUUAGUAUAAUUUUGAGCAAUUGAGGGCCUUG